This is a messenger RNA of Rhizophagus irregularis DAOM 181602=DAOM 197198, 870 nucleotides long. RefSeq lists its product as uncharacterized. Gene Ontology annotation, biological process: protein insertion into mitochondrial inner membrane from matrix. Gene Ontology annotation, cellular component: mitochondrial inner membrane. Gene Ontology annotation, molecular function: membrane insertase activity. The record is from RefSeq and is a predicted model, not a curated record. NCBI's taxonomy places the organism in Eukaryota, Fungi, Glomeromycota, Glomeromycetes, Glomerales, Glomeraceae.
AUGGAAACAGCAUUAAAAAUUGGGGACUUUAAAGCAAUGGGACUUGUUAACUUUACACCAGUCGGACUUGUUGAGGAAUUUUUUGAAAUUUUACAUAUUACAACAGGAUUACCUUGGUGGGGUACAAUUACAUUGGCAACAAUAAUUUUACGUUUAGCACUUUUUCCAUUAAUAAUAAAAAGUCAAUUAAAUAUUGCUAAAUUAACAAAAAUUCAACCAAAAUCUCAAAAAAUAAUGGACCAAAUUACAAAAGCGAGGGAAGAAGGGGAUCAACAAACGCUUAUGAUUAAAUCUGUAGAAUUAAAACAAUUAUUUUUGGAUAAUGAUUUAAAUAUGUUUUCAUCUUCUUUACUUCCAUUAGUUCAAAUGCCUAUUUUUAUAAGUUUUUUUAUUGCUUUAAGGAAAAUGGCUGAAUUACCUGUGCCUGGUUUGGAACAUGGUGGCAUUUUAUGGUUUAAAGAUUUAUCUGUUCCCGAUCCACAAAUAAUUUUACCUUUUCUUGUUAGUGGCGGUUUCAUCGCAAUGUUGGAGUUUGGUGUAGAUACAAACUUAAAGAAUACUCAGGCAGUGGGCUUAAAAUGGUUUUUUCGUAUUAUCAGCGUAACUUCAAUUUUUUUCACCAUGCAAUUACCUUCAGCAAUACUUUAUCACUUUUUUUGCACAAAUUUAAUUUCUUUUACACAAUCUCUACUUCUAAAAAAUAAUAAAGUCCGAAGUUGUUUUGGAUUACCAGCUAUUGUAAGGCCAACUAUUGUAAGUCCUAAUAUAAACGAAUCAGUGAAAAAGAAAUCAUUAAUGAAACAAUGGAAAGAAUGGAAUACGGCAGCCUCGGCUGAUAAUAACAAACACAAAAAUAAAAAACGUAAAUGA